AUGAGUAGAUUAUCUGGAAAGGUAGCAAUUGUAACUGGAGGUGCCUCGGGAUUUGGACUAGGAAUAACCAAGAAAUUUGUUGCGGAAGGAGCAAAUGUUCUUGUACUGGAUAUCAAUGAGCAAAGUGGACAGAACCUUUUAGAAAUAUUCCAUGACUCAAAACAAGUCAAGUUUCUCAAAGCUGAUGUCACAAAAGAAAGCGAUUGGAAGCAAGCUGUGGAAUUAGCAGUUAGUGAUUGGCAUAAACUGGAUGUUGUCGUCAAUAAUGCUGGUACCACUUAUCCAAACAAGCCGUCAUUGACAGUUACUGAGCAAGAUUUUGACAAGGUAUUUGCUGUAAAUGUCAAGAGCGUCUAUCACUCUUUUAAUGUAGUAAUUCCUCACUUUAUCGAGCAAGGUACAGGUGGUUCAUUUAUUCAGAUAUCCUCCACAGCUGCCUUACGGCCUCGUCCUGGUCUCACAUGGUACAAUGCAACCAAGGGAGCCGUUUCUAUCGCAUCCAAAUCAAUGGCCGUUGAGUAUGGACCUAAUAAUAUUAGAUUCAAUUGUGUAUGCCCAGUAGCAGGGGAGACUCCAUUGCUGGCCAGUUUCAUGGGUGAAGACACUCCUGAAAAGCGAGCUGCAUUUAAGGCAACAAUCCCCCUUGGGCGGUUUUCUCAACCUUCAGAUAUUGCAAACUCAGUUGCUUUCCUGGCAAGUGAUGAGGCUGCGUUUUUGACUGGAUUAGAUUUGGAGGUUGACGGCGGUCGUUGUAUCUAG
Molecule: messenger RNA, 759 nt
Organism: Sugiyamaella lignohabitans
Lineage: Eukaryota; Fungi; Ascomycota; Dipodascomycetes; Dipodascales; Trichomonascaceae
Gene: SPS19
Product: Sps19p
Exons: 1
Coding region: 1-759 (252 amino acids)
Source: RefSeq, a predicted model, not a curated record